CCUUCUUUCUCUCUCAUAUAUUCUCCCUUUCAACAAGAUUCAUGGAUUAACCUACCAGGACUUGUGUUGGAUUUCACGAUGAACACCACGAUUUUCCUCGUCACCCCUGUGUGCUACUUUUUCCUUUUCUAUUUCCUUUUCCACAGAGGAAUGUGUUCCGAAGCUGAGCAUAAACUCUUCACUGUCAUCUUUGAUAAAUAUAACCAGUACAUCAGACCGGUGGAGAAUGUCUCCGACCCAGUGAUAGUCCAGUUUGAGGUGUCCAUGUCCCAGCUAGUGAAAGUGGAUGAAGUUAACCAGAUUAUGGAGACAAAUCUGUGGCUAAGACAUAUAUGGAAUGACUACAAAUUGAGGUGGAAUCCCAGAGAUUUUGGAGGUGUGGAGUUCAUCCGUGUCCCGUCUAACAAGAUUUGGAAGCCAGACAUUAUGUUAUAUAACAAUGCAGUGGGAGAUUUCCAGGUGGAUGAUAAGACCAAAGCUCUUCUUCGCUACAACGGAGACGUGACAUGGAUUCCUCCUGCCAUUUUCAAAAGCUCUUGCAAAAUUGAUGUCACCUACUUUCCCUUCGAUUACCAGAACUGCACCAUGAAGUUUGGCUCAUGGACCUAUGACAAGGCCAAGAUUGAUCUGGUGCUGAUUGGUUCUACAAUCAACCUGAAGGAUUUCUGGGAGAGUGGAGAGUGGAUGAUUAUCGAUGCGCCAGGCUACAAGCAUGACAUCAAAUACAACUGUUGUGAGGAGAUCUACACUGACAUCACCUACUCGCUCUAUAUCCGUCGACUGCCUCUUUUCUACACCAUCAACAUGAUCAUCCCGUGCUUGCUUAUCUCAUUCCUGACCGUCCUAGUGUUCUAUCUUCCAUCAGACUGUGGUGAAAAAGUGACCCUUUGCAUCUCAGUUCUCCUCUCCCUCACUGUCUUCCUCUUGGUCAUCACUGAAACCAUUCCAUCCACCUCACUAGUCAUUCCACUCAUUGGUGAGUACCUGCUCUUCACCAUGAUCUUCGUCACGCUUUCCAUAGUCAUCACGGUCUUUGUGCUUAAUGUGCAUUACCGAACACCCAAGACUCAUACAAUGCCACGUUGGGUGCAGCGUGUAUUCCUUAGCCUCCUUCCCAAAAUCAUGUUCAUGACCAGGCCUGAGCGAGACCUAGGAAAGCAUAAAAGUUUUAGACCCCCUCGUCCAUCAUGUUCCAUCCAUUCUUCUGCUUCCUUCCCCCAGCAUCUUAGUAAGCAACAGAGCCUUCCAGGCAGCCUUCCCCGACGCACUCAGCUCUUACUUAGCACCGAGCUAAACACUCUGAGUGAAGCUGUUAAGGCCAGCUCAAGCUUCUUGUGCAGAGAUGAGAGAUGUAGCUGCUACUUAAGGCAGCUCUCUACCAAAUUACCCACAGAUGGAACUGGAGGGGCAGGAGUGGGCAGUUUUGGGGCAGUUAGUGGAGCAGGCAUGAUGGUAGGUUGUGGAGCAAGAGGAAAUAGCCCUUGUUCCAGCUCAGAGUCUCUGGAAGGGGGACUUUUGACUCUCUGCACACUCUCACCAGAAGUUCGGGAAGCUAUUGAAAGCGUUAAGUACAUUGCAGAGAAUAUGAAGCUACAAAAUGAAGCCAAAGAGGUCCAAGACGACUGGAAAUAUGUGGCCAUGGUGAUUGACAGAAUCUUUUUGUGGGUGUUUAUCCUAGCGUGCAUUCUGGGAACAGCAGGACUCUUUUUACAGCCUCUUCUAAUGGGAGAAGACAUGUGAUCCUUCAUGAUCAACCUUAAACAGACUUAAGAAAUCUUGACUAAGUGGUGGUGAGUGUAGUGCAAUUUUAAAGAAGCAAACCGUGGACGUCAAUACAUCACUCAGUAGUCCUUGUGCUUGUGCAUAGAUUUUUUCUUUCACAAGAAGACUUCUAUGAAGCCGGUGGAAAACUCGAUAUAUGGAAAUGAGUCGAAAAUAUGUUUUUUUUUUCUUUUUUACAUUGAAUUUUGGUUUAAAUGGUAUCUAUUGUGAUGUGUAUUGUUACGCAUCAUGAAAGAAUGGAGUUUCAUGCUUCUU
Molecule: messenger RNA, 2037 nt
Organism: Tachysurus vachellii
Lineage: Eukaryota; Metazoa; Chordata; Actinopteri; Siluriformes; Bagridae
Gene: chrna3
Product: cholinergic receptor, nicotinic, alpha 3
Exons: 6
Coding region: 79-1740 (553 amino acids)
Biological process (GO): chemical synaptic transmission; nervous system process; regulation of membrane potential
Cellular component (GO): neuron projection; synapse; postsynaptic membrane
Molecular function (GO): transmembrane signaling receptor activity; acetylcholine-gated monoatomic cation-selective channel activity
Source: RefSeq, a predicted model, not a curated record